Messenger RNA from Mus caroli (Ryukyu mouse), 441 nucleotides. RefSeq names its product kappaPI-actitoxin-Ael3a-like. NCBI's taxonomy places the organism in Eukaryota, Metazoa, Chordata, Mammalia, Rodentia, Muridae. Gene Ontology annotation, molecular function: serine-type endopeptidase inhibitor activity. The record is from RefSeq and is a predicted model, not a curated record.
AGUGUAGCCUGGGUCUCUCCUGUCUGCUGUCAGGAGCGCCAUGGAGGGUCCAGGGAUUCGCCUUGCCCUGUGGCUUCUAACAUUUGCCAUGUCCCUGUCGAUGCUAUCUAGUAGUUUGCUAUUUCCUGCAGGAGUCCGAAGUCAACUCUGCGAAAGCGGGCACCUUGGAGCAAAAAGAAUAAUAUGCAACCAACCGGUAAAGAAGGGUUUCUGCAGCUUCAGUUUCUACAGAUACUACUUCAACCCAGAAUCGGCCCUAUGUGAGCCCUUCAUCUUCACUGGCUGCGGGGGCAACAGAAACAACUUUAAAACUAAAUACCUCUGUGAAGUCCGUUGCAUUCACGUAGAGAAGGACUAAUCCAAACCCAGGAAAGCAGUAAGCGAAGGAUGCAAGGAGCAGCGCCAGGCUUAUGCAGAGGGAAUAAAGUUGAAACUUUUGAC